Messenger RNA from Salpingoeca rosetta, 1992 nucleotides. RefSeq lists its product as uncharacterized. The transcript is spliced from 2 exons. Lineage: Eukaryota; Choanoflagellata; Craspedida; Salpingoecidae. Bases 63 to 1973 code for a protein of 636 amino acids. The record is from RefSeq and is a predicted model, not a curated record.
CCUGCCUAGACACAGGCAACCUACCUCAAGCCGGCGACGGGAUCCCGCAUCAGCUUGUGUGCAUGCUGCUGGACCGCAACCAACACCUCGUGCAAACAAUGGAGGGUGCAACGGAAUGCCGCUUCACUCUGCCGCCCAGCGGGAAACAGCCGUUUGUGGUGAUUGCGCAAGGGCGAGUUGACGAUGCCUGCGUAUGGUUUGGCCCUCAGGCUGUCGCUUCUUUGACCGAUGCGGCAGCCACCACGAAGGCGAAAACAGCAGCAGGCCUUGCAGAGGCUGAGGAGACCACAGAGAAACAACAACAACAACAACAACAACAACAACAACAACAACAACAACAACAACAACAACAACAACAACAACAGCAGCAGCAGCAGCAGCAGCAGCAGCAGCAGCAGCAGCAGCGACCAAAGUCCCCACGAUCCCCAAAACCACAACGCUCACCCAGAUCAGCACGGUCGCCCAAGUCACCUCGCUCGCCACGCAAGCAGCACAGGCAUCGGCUCGAGGACCAGCCGGUUCGCCCAGCGUCCCCGCGCUCGCGCGUGCCUGUGGAGCAGCCAUCCCUGUGGUUCUCGUAUCCCUCGCUCAAACAGCGGUUGGAGCUGGAGACCAGAGCAUUCGACAUCCUGCACACACGUGCAUCCUUGCUGGGCAAGGUGGUCCGACGACAUGUCAGCAAGGAGCAAGGCCACCUGAGCAUUCAAGAUGUGCUCUCUGCCCCCAUUUCCUUCCCUCGGGAGUUGGCGGAUGCCCUCGGGCAGUGCCGCCGAGACCUCGUCGCCGUGCUCGUGCAGCUGGACGAGCUAACCAAUGCGUUCCCGGUGGGGCUGCACUGGCACCUCUACGGCGCCCUGCGGAAGAACACGCGGUUUAAUGGCUACGAUGUGCUCGUUGACGGUGUGCUGGUCGCUCAGACAGAGCGCAACGACACAAACGCACACGUGACGCUGCAGAACAAUGUGCAGCAAUGGCUGCGCGUGCUAGGCUCGGGCAAGGAGGAUGAUGGCGGUGGCGAUGAUGACGCAGACAUGGACGGUGUGAACCAUCGCGUGGAGCUGUGCGUGCGGCUGUCUGAUGCAACGCGUGGCGACAAGGGUAAACAGGCCACAGGAACUUUGGCUCCUGGCGCUACCGGGGACACCGGUCAUGAACACGCUGAGGAUGAUGGACUGGUCGUGCAACACACGCUGCGUGUAUCUGGGCAGCCGUUUCUGCCGUUCGUAGCACAGUGUUCGUGUCGGCGCGUGCUGUUGGGUGCAGCUGCACAGCAGGGACCAGAAGCUGCCGCUGAUGAUGCUGAUGAUGCUGGUGCUGGUGAUGAUGACGCGGCUGACACGAAGAAACGACGCUCCACGAUUGCCGACGAAGAUGCCGGCAUGGUGCAGCGCGAUGCUUUGCUAGAGGACGCGCGUGCGCUUCUCAUGCAGCGCAUCACGCGUAAGAUGUGGCACCGGUUGCCAGAGCACAGGCGCAUCGUGACCGCCAUGCUUGACCGGGGUCUUCUCGUGCCCAAGAGCCUGACCCUCUUUGUGACCACCCGCAGCUCUGCAACUGCGCCCGCCAUCGAUGGGCUCAUGGCUGUUCUCGAUCGCGUUCGCGAGCUGGACGGCGUCGUCGUCAUGUGUGGGCGCACAGAAGCUGAGGCACACGCAACGUGGCGCGCCAUCGCCCGUGCUGCUACUGCUGCGCGCGACGCCAAACCCAGAGCAUCCCCACCGCCUGAAGUUGCCUGCCACUUCCUUGCGGCCUCGGAUGAGCUGACGAUGGAGAUGCUGGACAUCCUCGGAGGGCAGGCGCCCGUGUUUGUGCUGACAAAGAAGAACGGCAUUGCCUGGAUUGGCCACCCCAUGCGCCCCCUGCGCCGCGAUCAAGCGUGCCAGCAGCUCGUGGAGAGGUGUGAAGACCUCGUGGCCAAGUUCAAGAUUGACAAGCGCCUCAAACAGAAUCCCCUGAACCAGAAGCUUGUCUGACGCGCGCGCGCGCGCGCGC